This is a messenger RNA of Penicillium daleae, 1113 nucleotides long. RefSeq lists its product as uncharacterized. The transcript is spliced from 3 exons. NCBI's taxonomy places the organism in Eukaryota, Fungi, Ascomycota, Eurotiomycetes, Eurotiales, Aspergillaceae. The record is from RefSeq and is a predicted model, not a curated record. Bases 1 to 1113 code for a protein of 370 amino acids.
AUGGUUGGCGAUUCACUCGAAGAGGAUGAAGUGCGUGAUGAGGUCGAGCAGCAGCUCGCUCAUACCUCUUUCAAGUGCUCCUCGCUCAGCCGGUUGUCUGGUGGCACCGCGAAUUUUGUCUACCGAGGCACUCCUCUCUCUGGAGAUCCAGAGUCCAUAAUCAUCAAACAUACCAAGAACUAUUUGUCCUCCAACGCUAACUUCAAGCUUGAUGCUGAGAGAUGUCACUUUGAAGGAGCCAUUCUCAAAGCACUUGAUGGUUUCGAGUCCCACGACUCAUCAGAGAGAAUCACUGUCAAGACGCCUCGGCUCUUCCAUUUCAACAAGGAGACGAACACUCAGAUCCUUGAAGAUUUACCAGACUCUAUCGAUCUGAAACACUUUCUCAUCUCGGAUGUCUCUGGAGACAUGUCAAAGGCCUCAGCACGAGCUCUGGGCCAUAGUCUCGGAUCCUGGCUGCGAGCUUUCCAUGGCUGGGCCUCCAAGGCUGAACGGGCAGGAACCAAAGAGAUUCUCAGCAAAAACCAAGCGCUGAAAGACCUGAAGUUCUACAUCAACUACACCUGGCUUUUGGAUACCAUCGGCAAUUAUCCAGCCAUUUUAGAAGACAGCCGCGAAAUUUUCGAGAAAGUUCGCGAUUUUGCGGCAGAGGAGCUAAAGAAGACUGAAUAUGAUGACGAAUACAACGUAAUCCAUGGAGAUUUCUGGACUGGAAAUGUUCUCAUGCCCAAUAUGCCACUGACCAGCGGCUCAAAAACAAAGCUGCUCGUCAUUGACUGGGAAAUGGCUCAGAUUGGCAGUCGGGCUUUGGAUUUGGGCCAGAUGAUUGCCGAAACAUACGAAACCAAGCUAUUCAAAAACGCCGAACAUGGAGUGUCGGUAAUCGAGGGCUUCAUGGACGGAUAUGGACCUCUGAGUGAUAAGAUGGCAUUCCGAACAACUAUCCAAGUCGGUGCUCACCUGGUCUGUUUUGGAAGUCGAGUUGCUGGAUGGGGUAGUCCAGAGCAAGUCGAGGAGGUUGUGAAGGUUGGAAGAGAUCUGAUAGUACAGGCAUGGAAGGAAAACAAGUCUUGGUUUGAGGGACAUGCCCUGGGGUGUUUGUUUCAAUGGUAA